Molecule: messenger RNA, 2879 nt
Organism: Triplophysa rosa
Lineage: Eukaryota; Metazoa; Chordata; Actinopteri; Cypriniformes; Nemacheilidae
Gene: sucla2
Product: succinate-CoA ligase ADP-forming subunit beta
Exons: 11
Coding region: 50-1450 (466 amino acids)
Biological process (GO): succinyl-CoA metabolic process; tricarboxylic acid cycle
Cellular component (GO): mitochondrion; succinate-CoA ligase complex
Molecular function (GO): ATP binding; succinate-CoA ligase (ADP-forming) activity
Source: RefSeq, a predicted model, not a curated record
AUGCGCGUCCCGUCGUUUGUUUUCCGCUGCGCCGCUAGUGCAGAGCAACAUGGCGACGUCCCUGAUCUGCGGCCGGUUGUCCGCUGGACUGAGACAUUCCGGCUCUAGGACGACUUUAAGCUCGGCAGCGAAGGUGCUCGGUGGGACAUCGGGUCUGUUUGGUAACCAUGGGAACCAGCCGUCUCCAAUGCUGUGUGGGCAGCAGCAGAGAAACCUCUCUCUGCAUGAGUACAUGAGCAUCGGGCUCCUGAAAGAGGCGGGCAUCUCUGUGCCUGCGGGUAUGGUGGCCAGCUCGCCCGACGAGGCGUAUGCUGUUGCCAAACAGAUCGGUUCUAAAGAUCUGGUGGUGAAAGCGCAAGUGUUGGCCGGAGGUCGAGGCAAAGGCUCUUUUGAAGGAGGAUUGAAGGGUGGAGUCAGAAUUGUUUACUCGCCAGAAGAAGCGAGGGACAUCUCCUCUAGGAUGAUUGGAAAGAAGCUGUUCACUAAGCAGACGGGUGAGGCGGGCCGCAUCUGUAACCAGGUGUUCAUCUGCGAGCGCAGGUACCCGCGCAGAGAGUAUUAUUUCGCCAUCACCAUGGAGAGGUCAUUCCAGGGCCCCGUGCUGAUUGGCAGUUCUCAGGGGGGCGUGAACAUUGAAGAUGUGGCUGCGGAGAAUCCUGACGCCAUCGUGAAAGAGCCCAUCGACAUCAUGGAGGGAAUAAAGAUGGAACAGGCCAUAAAGGUGGCGGAGAAGAUGGGCUUUCCUCCCGCGCUGAUCAAUGAAGCUGCUGAAAGCAUGUUGAAGCUCUAUGAUGUGUUUUUAAAGUAUGACGCAUCUAUGUUGGAGAUCAACCCAAUGGUUGAGGACUCAUCCGGCAUCGUGAUGUGUAUGGAUGCCAAGAUCAACUUUGACUCAAACGCUGCCUAUAGACAGAAGAAAGUGUUCGACAUGCGGGACUGGAGCCAAGAGGACGCCAGAGACAGGCAGGCAGCCAAAGCAGAUCUCAACUACAUCGGCCUGGACGGCACUAUCGGCUGUCUGGUCAAUGGUGCUGGACUCGCUAUGGCAACAAUGGACAUCAUCAAACUGCAUGGUGGAAUUCCUGCCAACUUUCUGGAUGUAGGAGGCGGAGCCACAGCACAGCAGGUGACGGAGGCCUUCAAGCUCAUCACCUCUGAUAAAAAGGUUCAGGCUAUUUUGGUAAACAUUUUUGGGGGCAUCAUGAGGUGUGAUGUCAUCGCCCAGGGCAUCAUCAUGGCUGUCAUUGACCUAGACCUGAAAAUCCCCAUCGUGGUGCGGUUACAAGGAACACGUGUGGAUGAUGCCAAAGCUCUGAUCGCCGCCAGUCCUCUAAAGAUCCUGGCCUGCGACGAUCUGGACGAGGCAGCCAAAAUGGUUGUAAAGCUUUCUGAAAUUGUGUCGUUGGCCAAGGAGGCCCAGGUGGAUGUCAAGUUCCAGCUGCCCAUCUAACAGAACAAUCCCACGAACCACAGCACCAUUUAAACAUCCUCUAUAAACUGAAUCCUGUCUCAGAUCUCCAACAGAGUUCUUCACAGCCCCGUGUGACGGUCCGGCUUCUGUCUUCCCGCGGUUCCCGUCCUUCAGUUUCACCAGCGCUUACAGAAUGCAAACGCUCACGUGUGUGCACGGUAGCGCUUCCAUUUCACCCGAGCCCAUGGAACAUGUCCGCUAGCAUACUGUGGGUUAUUUUGGUUGCGCUGGUUUAGAUGGGGGUCGGUGUUACUCCCUACUGUAAACUGUUGUUUAUUUUGUCAAUUGUUUGUUUGUUUCCUUCAGUGGAGAAUGUAUUUAUGUGGGACUGUAUUUAUACUGUCGAAAUGGGGAUCCGACUCUUUGGAUAUAGAUUGUCUCUGGCACACUUAUACACACAGUAUCUGUAAAAGAAAAGCCCACUCCCUUCUCUCUCUCUCUCUCUCUCUUUCUCUCUCUCUCUCCCGCCCUCCCUUCCUUCCUCUGCUUUCCGUCGGGAGCGCGUGUCGCUGCAGGACGUCCUCUUUGUUCUCCUGAAGAGAAAUGCACCAUUUCCCUUUCAAACAAACGCACAAGCACUCGUAGGGAAUAUGUGUGCGUUAUAAGUGUUCUCUCAGUGUGAAAUAGAGCUGCCUCCGCAGCAGAGAAACAAUAAAAAACACUCAAGCGUCUCUGAGGAUGAUGUCACUGUCUGUUUUUGAAAUGUCAAGCUUAGAAAAUAGUUUCGUUUGCAUGCGUGUUUUGUAGUAAGAAUCCAACUUCUGCUGUAAAGGUAGAACAAUGAAACCUGGAGAGUAUCCAAACUGGACCGGACUGGUGUCCUGUAGAAUUUAGAUCCAGUCCUUCAAGGGGCAGUUCACCCAAAAAUUAACAUUUUGUCAUUAUUUACUCACCAUCAAGUUGUUGCAAAAAUGUCUUUGUUUUGUUGAACACAAAGAAUGAUGUUUGGAUAUAUUGGGGCACCAUUGACAUUCUUUCCACUAUGGUAGUCAACGGUGCCCUAGAAAUGUCAGUUGCUAACAUUCUUCCAAAUAUUCAUCAGAACAAAGACAUUUAUGCAACUUGAAGGUGAGUAAAUAAUGACAGAAUUUUAGAGUAUCUCUUCAAGGUUUAAGCAGAGAUGAAAUGUUUAGGUAGCCUGGCACUACUGUACAUAUAAAUAUUGAAUAGACCAUAGCAUGACUUUGAUUUGUUCAUAAAUAUUUUUCUGAGAAACAUGCUAACGAGGAUCAGCUCAACCGGCCAUUCGUUUCACACAGAGGUGACGUGGACAGUCCCACGUGUGAACUCACAUCAUCAAAAUGUCAUUAUUAUCAUCAUCAUUUGGAAGCAAAAUAGCUACAAAAAAUGUUAAUCCCAUAUCAGUCUACGCAGACAAUAAAGUUUUGUGCGAAACCUCUCUUGAACC